This is a messenger RNA of Onychomys torridus (southern grasshopper mouse), 4778 nucleotides long. RefSeq names its product erythrocyte membrane protein band 4.1 like 3 (gene Epb41l3). Gene Ontology annotation, molecular function: structural molecule activity; actin binding. The coding region runs from base 332 to 3649 and encodes 1105 amino acids. The record is from RefSeq and is a predicted model, not a curated record. Gene Ontology annotation, biological process: cortical actin cytoskeleton organization. The transcript has 23 exons. Gene Ontology annotation, cellular component: cytoskeleton; plasma membrane. NCBI's taxonomy places the organism in Eukaryota, Metazoa, Chordata, Mammalia, Rodentia, Cricetidae.
UUGGCAGCUGUCUCAGACGCAGUUCCCAGAGCCAGGAUCUAGAGGGCUGCUCAACCUAGGUGUCCUAAAGAACUGCGGCGCCCCCCUCCCCCGCGCGCGCGCGGAGGGAAGUCGGGACGAGGUUGGCCCUCGUCGCUCGGUGUCUGGGCGUGGGCCCCGCCGCAGCUCCGCGGAGCCUCCGUGUCUCCUGCAAAGGGGGGCGGGGGAGCCCAGAGCUGCGGCUUCCUCCCGCGCGGAGUCUCCUGCGCACCGCCGAGCAGGACGCCAGUGCCAGCCGGGUCCCCAAGCCGCUGCGCUCCCGGCCUCCCCGCCGCCCACAGAACAAUCAACCAUGACGACCGAAUCAGGAUCAGACUCAGAAUCCAAGCCAGACCAGGAGGCUGAGCCCCAGGAGGCAGCAGGGCCUCAGGGGCACGCAGGGGCACAGCCCGGACCAGAGCCUGCCAGUGGAAGCAGCGGGGAGCCGCCAGCUCUAGAGCAGUUUCCUGCCGCUGCUGCACACAGCACCCCGGUGAAGAGGGAGGUCAGCGACAAAGACCGGGACUUUGCUGCUGCAGCUGCAAAACAACUUGAGUAUCAGCAAUUUGAAGACGAUAAACUCUCUCAGAAAUCAUCCAGCAGCAAACUCUCACGGUCCCCAUUAAAGAUCGUGAAAAGGCCUAAAAGCAUGCAGUGCAAAGUGACACUUCUGGAUGGAUCAGAAUACAGCUGCGACGUGGAUAAGCGCUCCCGAGGACAAGUGCUGUUUGACAAAGUGUGUGAGCAUCUGAACCUGCUAGAAAAAGAUUACUUUGGUCUGACGUACCGAGACGCCGAGAAUCAGAAGAAUUGGUUGGACCCUGCUAAGGAAAUUAAAAAACAGAUUCGAAGUGGUGCUUGGCAUUUUUCCUUUAAUGUGAAGUUUUACCCACCAGACCCUGCCCAGCUAUCGGAAGAUAUCACCAGGUACUACCUCUGCUUACAGCUGCGAGAUGACAUCGUGUCUGGAAGGCUGCCCUGUUCCUUCGUGACUCUUGCCCUGCUGGGCUCCUACACAGUACAGUCAGAACUCGGAGACUAUGACCCCGACGAGUGUGGGAAUGACUACAUUAGUGAGUUCCGCUUUGCACCAAACCACACGAAAGAACUGGAAGAUAAAGUAAUCGAGCUGCACAAGAGCCACAGAGGAAUGACGCCAGCAGAAGCAGAGAUGCAUUUCUUGGAAAAUGCCAAAAAACUCUCCAUGUACGGGGUAGAUUUACAUCAUGCCAAGGAUUCAGAAGGAGUAGAAAUUAUGUUAGGAGUCUGUGCAAGUGGUCUGUUGAUAUACCGUGACCGGCUUCGAAUAAACAGAUUUGCUUGGCCCAAGGUCCUAAAAAUUUCAUAUAAACGGAACAACUUUUACAUUAAAAUCCGGCCAGGAGAGUUCGAACAGUUUGAAAGCACCAUUGGGUUCAAAUUGCCGAACCACCGAGCUGCCAAGCGCCUCUGGAAAGUGUGUGUGGAGCACCAUACAUUUUUCAGACUAUUGCUACCAGAAGCACCUCCAAAGAAAUUCCUGACCUUGGGCUCCAAGUUCCGUUACAGCGGCAGAACUCAGGCGCAAACGAGAAGAGCCAGCGCAUUGAUAGACCGCCCGGCGCCUUACUUCGAACGCUCAUCCAGCAAACGUUACACCAUGUCUCGAAGCUUGGACGGAGCAUCAGUGAAUGAAAACCAUGAAAUAUACAUGAAGGAUUCUAUGUCCGCUGCAGAGGUUGGCACAGGCCAGUACGCCACAACAAAAGGCAUCUCUCAGACCAACUUGAUCACCACUGUGACUCCGGAGAAAAAGGCUGAGGAGGAACAUGGUGAGGAAGAGGACAGGAGGAAGAAGGCCGAGGAAGCCACCCCCGUCACAGCCCUCCGGCAUGAGGGAAAGUCACCCGGGCAUGGCACUGACUUACGCCCCUCUUCACCUCCAUCAACCCAUCUUGACCCUCCAUUCCCCACAGAGCUCCGCAGGAGGUGUAAGGAGAAUGAAAACCCCUUUACAGGUUCUGUGCUGCCUAAAGCUGAGCCAGCCCUGGAGUCUGAUGGCCAGGGGAUGGCUUACCUAGGGGACCAAGAUGUGGCAUUUAGUUAUAGGCAGCAGACUCGAAAAGGAAUUACACUGUUCUCCUUCUCCUUACAGCUCCCUGAAUCAUUCCCCUCCCUCCUAGAUGAUGACGGGUACCUCUCCUUCCCCAACCUGUCUGAAACCAACAUCCUGCCCCAGAGCUGGCAGCACUUCCUGCCCAUCCGUUCACCCUCCCUCCUACCCUGCUUCCUCUUCAUCUUCUUCUUCCUGCUGUCUGCCUCCUUCUCGGUACCAUACGCCCUCACUCUCUCCUUCCCUCUGGCUCUGUGCCUCUGCUACCUGGAGCCCAAGGCGGCCUCCUUGAGCGCCUCCCUAGACAAUGACCCGAGUGACAGUUCAGAGGAAGAGACGGACAGUGAACGGACGGAUACAGCCGCUGAUGGAGAGACCAGCGCCACCGAGUCGGACCAGGAGGAAGAUGCAGAGCUGAAGGCACAGGAGCUAGAUAAAACUCAAGAUGAACUGAUGAAACACCAAACCAACAUUAGCGAGCUGAAAAGAACCUUCUUAGAAACCUCUACGGAAACUGCCUUAACAAACGAGUGGGAAAAGAGGCUUUCCACAUCCCCUGUUCGACUGGCUGCCAGGCAGGAGGAUGCUCCCAUGAUUGAGCCACUUGUACCUGAGGAGACUAAACAGUCUUCUGGGGAGAAGCUCAUGGAUGGCUCGGAGAUCCUCAGUCUGUUAGAGUCUGCACGAAAACCCACCGAGUUCAUAGGAGGGGUUUCAUCUACUACCCAGAGCUGGGUGCAGAAACUGGAAACGAAGACGGAAUCCGUUGAAACCGAGGUGGAAUCAACCCUACCCUCGCAGCCCCUCGGCACUGAGAAGGUGCUGCAGGAGACAGUGUUGGUGGAGGAGAGGCGCGUGAUGAGUGUGUGUGGGAGCGGGGACGCUUCCCACACGGAGGGGGACGGUGUGGAUGCAGCAGAGUCCACAACUGCAGAUCCUCACAGUAUGAAAGGAAAGGAGGCCUCUUCUGUGGCAGAAGCAGCAAAGGAAGAAAGAGGAGAGGAGGCUGACAAGUCUAUCCCUGAGCAGGAACAGCCAGCCCCUGUCUCCCAGGAGGAAGAGCAGGUGGUGGCCAUGCACCCUUCUGAGGCUUUGGAACAGAAAUCUCAUUUUGAGUCAUCCACGGUGAAGAUGGAAACCAUGAGUGUGGGCAGUGUUUCUCCAGGAGGAGUAAAGCUAGAAAUCUCUACCAAGGAAGUGCCAGUAGUACACACAGAAACAAAAACCAUCACAUACGAGUCAUCACAGGUUGAUCCUGGGGCAGAUCUGGAGCCAGGUGUGCUAAUGAGCGCACAGACGAUCACAUCUGAAACCACAAGUACCACCACCACCACACACAUCACCAAAACUGUGAAAGGAGGCAUUUCAGAGACAAGAAUUGAAAAGCGAAUAGUCAUCACAGGAGAUGCUGACAUUGACCAUGACCAGGCUCUGGCUCAGGCAAUUAAAGAGGCCAAAGAGCAGCACCCCGACAUGUCAGUGACCAAAGUAGUGGUCCAUAAAGAGACAGAAAUCACACCAGAAGAUGGAGAGGAUUGACCAGAGGAAUAACUUAGCUUGCACAUGAACCCAGUCAUAUAAACCGUUAGGCAAACCGGAGCCUAUGUGGAGUUCCCUCUUCUAACCCAACUGACUUGCAUCUGUCCGUGGAAAAUUCCAGAAGAACUGACCUUGACCAUUAAUGAAAGACACUGGCAGAGAGACCGUCCCAUCAUAAAGCAAUCCGAGUCAGCAUCACUAAACUGAUGAUACUGCAUGAAGCAAUGAUAAAAAUCACAACAGAACCGCACUUUUAAUUUUCACCAAAAUAUCUGUUUUCAACUCUACCUGCACGUUCAUAACCAACAGUGUAAACCGUGAUCUCAUGUAACACAUCAACAACUCAUGCCUUUCAUAGUUUAUUAUUAAAGUCUCAACAAAAUCGCAGUUUCAUAGGUGACAAAUUCUGUUUACAAAUAAAUGUUAAUUACCCUAAAAUGCUAUCAGCCGUCUAGGUCCGGUGUGUCUGAUUUACCCCAGAUUAGAUGUGCCAAUAACCAACUUUAUUCAGUGAACAACUUGAAUCUUGUCCUUGUCUAAUUUGGCUUUAUUAUUCUCACCCAUAAGCAGUAAUGACUCUCUGACCCUCUAGAAAUAUUUAAUGCUUACAGUCUUGCUUUGUGUCUAAUUUGUUAUAAGAUAGAACUGAUUUUAGCACACUGAUGUAAUUUCUUCCUAGCCAUUCACUCUGGUCUGCGUUCAAUCCAGAAAGAUUCUCAGAAUUACCUAAGCAAACCCUCAAUGUGUAAAUUAUCAUUGUUUGGGGAAGAAAAACCUGUAUUUUUGUUAGCUUACAAUAUUAUAAAAAUUCACUCCAGGAAUACCUGUUGGGCUACUUUUGCUUUGUUGUUUUUCUUUUCCUCGUAUUUUGUUCAUUGAUUAUUUUUUUCUUCUUUUACUUGAACAAAAAGGUGUUUUAUUUACAAAUCUGGUCCAUAUUUACAAUCUAGUUCAGAGCCAAGCCUUAAAUUGUACAGAAUUUCCACUGUAAUUAAACUAUUUAGUGUUUAGUUAUAAAUAGCCUCCAGAAAGAUAUAUUCUCCAUUACACUGUCAACUGCAUCACAGCCCGUUGUGAAUGAUGUCACUGCAUCGCAAAAUAAAAAUAGCAAAUGCAUUGAAAGCUCUAA